CGGGGAGCUGGCAGAGGUGAGCUGAGUUCCGGGCUUCUGCUACCUUGUCCUGUCAACACCGGAGAGCUGGAGCAGCCGUCAGCAUGCAGCCUCCUCCUAGGAAAGUGAAAGUAACCCAGGAGGUGAAGGUUCGAUUUGUGGAGCAGCUGUCAUGUCUGCAGAACAAGCAGCAGCAAGACACUGAACUCCUGGAAGACAUCAGAUCCUUCUGCAAGCAGCGUGCCGCCAUAGAAAAGGAGUAUGGUCAGGCUUUACAGAGGUUGGCAAGUCAAUACCUUAAGAGAGAUUGGCAUCGAGGAAAGAAUGAAACCAGUGAAUGCAGGAGCGUGUUUUCAGUGUGGAGGUCUAUGAUGGAAGGAACAGCAUUUAUAGGACAAACCCGAGUCACAGCUGCAGAGAAUUACAGAAAUUUGACAACGGAAACUGCAAAAACAGCCAGAAUUGCAAAGGAACAGCUCUUGAAAAAGAGCAUAGAGCAGCUCCUGAAAGUUCAAAAUGAAUUACUGGACACUGUGAAAGAAGUCAGCAAAACCAAGAAGCGUUACGUCCACAUGGAACGUGUCAGUGAAGUGGCAAAAGAGAAGGCUGCUGAUGCUGAAGCCAGGUUAAAGAAGAGCGACCAUGGAAUAUUUCACUCUAAAGCAAGUCUGCAGAAGCUCAGUGCCAAGUUUUCAGCACAGUUGUCAGACUGCACACAGCAGUUGGCAGAGGCACGGAAUGAAUACCUUUUUGCUUUGACUGCUGCAAACGCCCAUCUCGAUCUUUACUACCAGUCUCACCUGCCAGACAUCAUGAAGGUAUUGGAUGGGGAUCUUUAUGAGCGCUUGCGAGAUUAUCUUUCGCUGAUCAAUAAGACUGAACUCAGUACCUGCAGAUCCACUCAAGAACGGUUCCGUGACACCCUGGAUGCAUCUCUUCAGGUUUCCCGGCAGCAGAACUUACAACUGUUCCUGAAAGAUACCAGUGUUUUUUCCCAAACACCCAUUCAGAAAUUCCAGCCCGCAGGGGCGGACAAGACCCGUAAGUUAGUGACACUUGUUAAAGUGCCAGAUGAAAUGAAUGUCUUGGAUAAGGAGGCACGUAGAUGGACAAGUAGAUCUGCACGAGAUUACAAGCUGAAGACACAUGCGGAAAGGGUUAGUAGAAACCACCAAUCAGCUAUUCUACCUUAG
Messenger RNA from Bufo gargarizans (Asiatic toad), 1172 nucleotides. RefSeq names its product F-BAR and double SH3 domains protein 1-like. NCBI's taxonomy places the organism in Eukaryota, Metazoa, Chordata, Amphibia, Anura, Bufonidae. The record is from RefSeq and is a predicted model, not a curated record. Gene Ontology annotation, biological process: neuromuscular synaptic transmission; regulation of actin filament polymerization. The coding region runs from base 84 to 1172 and encodes 362 amino acids. Gene Ontology annotation, cellular component: recycling endosome; neuromuscular junction. The transcript has 11 exons.